This is a messenger RNA of Plectropomus leopardus (leopard coralgrouper), 2440 nucleotides long. RefSeq names its product ubiquitin specific peptidase 12b (gene usp12b). Gene Ontology annotation, biological process: protein deubiquitination. NCBI's taxonomy places the organism in Eukaryota, Metazoa, Chordata, Actinopteri, Perciformes, Serranidae. Gene Ontology annotation, molecular function: cysteine-type deubiquitinase activity. The record is from RefSeq and is a predicted model, not a curated record. Gene Ontology annotation, cellular component: nucleus; cytosol.
AAGAGGCUCUCCCGGAACUCUGCAGCCGCAUCGGCUCUGAUUAUUUCAACAUCGGGGUUCGGUCCAACAUGGCGGCUUACGGAUGGAAAUACUGAUGACAGUCCGAAAGAUCGCCUCGAUUUGUACGAUGGGCGCCAAUGCCUCUGCCUUGGAAAAGGAGAUUGGACCGGAACAGUUUCCCGUUAAUGAACACUACUUUGGAUUGGUCAACUUUGGCAACACCUGCUACUGUAACUCAGUGCUGCAGGCUCUGUAUUUCUGUCGACCGUUCAGGGAGAAGGUGUUGGCAUACAAGGUGCAGCCGCGACGUAAGGAGUCCCUCCUCACCUGUCUGGCUGACCUGUUCAACAGUAUUGCCACACAGAAGAAGAAAGUUGGAGUCAUCCCUCCCAAGAAGUUCAUCUCACGACUGAGAAAAGAAAAUGAGCUUUUUGACAACUACAUGCAGCAGGACGCCCACGAAUUCCUCAACUACCUCCUCAACACCAUCGCAGACCUGCUCCAGGAGGAGAAGAGCCAGGAGCGGCAGCAGAAUGGAAAACUGGUGCAGAAUGGAGGAGGAGGGGGAGGAGGAGGAGGAGGAGGAGGGACAGGAGGCGGAAGUGAAGGGGGAGGAGGAGGGGAAGGGGAAGGAGGAAAGGAGACACAAACAACUUGGGUCCACGAGAUUUUCCAAGGAACACUGACCAAUGAGACGCGCUGCCUCAACUGUGAAGCUGUAAGCAGUAAAGACGAGGACUUCCUGGAUCUGUCGGUGGAUGUGGAGCAGAACACCUCCAUCACGCACUGUCUCAGGGGCUUCAGCAACACAGAGACGUUAUGUAGUGAAUACAAAUACUACUGUGAGCAGUGUCGCAGCAAACAGGAAGCCCAGAAAAGGAUGAGGGUAAAGAAGCUACCGAUGAUCCUCGCCCUCCACCUGAAGCGCUUUAAAUACAUGGACCAGCUGCACCGCUACACCAAACUGUCCUAUCGCGUCGUCUUCCCCCUGGAGCUCCGCCUCUUCAACACAUCCGGGGACGCCACCAACCCCGACCGCAUGUACGACCUGGUGGCUGUUGUUGUACACUGUGGCAGUGGUCCCAACCGCGGGCACUACAUCACCAUCGUCAAGAGCCACGGCUUCUGGCUGCUGUUUGAUGACGACAUCGUAGAGAAAAUUGACGCGCAGGCGAUCGAGGAGUUCUACGGUCUCACAUCGGACAUUUCCAAGAACUCUGAGUCGGGAUACAUCCUGUUCUACCAGUCCAGAGACUGAACCAGCUAACGGUAAAUCCCUAACAGACUGUCACUCAGCAGAGGGGGAGGCGCUUAUGGCUGCCACCGGCUCCGCCCAGUACGCUCACAUAAGUAUCCAGGCUUUACUUACUACAGGCGGAGCUUUGCACUGGAGCGCCAUUCAGAAUGGGUAGAGACAUGUGCAGGUCGCAUGCCAGCCUCCUGGAUUACGACAAAUCCUCUGAGCCCACGCUGCAAAAAGCACCUUAAAAACAAAAAAGAUGGCUGAAUCUGAACACUCGCUUUGCACUUGGGCAUCAGCUGGGAAGACCGAGUAACACCAAUCCAAGAGGCUGACAUGGCCUUGUGCACAGCGGUCCAUUUUUGGAGGUAGUUUGGGAGUGUUGAGACGAUGCAGAGUAACCAAUCAACUGUUUCGGAUGAGACACAGGAUUGUAAUCCUCCUCGUCAAAAUAACCAUCAGUGUCAUCACAGUCUUCUUUAGCGGUUUUUUUUUUUGUGUGUUUAUAUUAUACCGUGCUAAAUUAGCUUUAUGCUAACUCACAGGUACCAUGCAUUCACCCCACCCAAAAAUCAUUCUGGAGACAGAGAAACUAAUUUCUGACAGCCUUGUUAGAAGUCCCACCUGUUGUAACAAACCCACUGGCACUACCUUUGAGUGAUUGAAUAGCUUGAACGUGUGUUCGGAGCGCAGCGUGCUGAUGCAGUUGCUAGUUUGCAGUGUUUGUGUCAUGAAGUGGUGCUAAUAACAUACAGUGUUAUAGGCGGGGCGUGACGUGGAAAACAGCCACCAGAGAGAAGUUGACAAAUCAGAUGGAUCAUUACUUUCUCUUCCUUUUCUUUUUUUUCCCCGAGAUUAUCUUAAAUAUUAAAAAAAGGGAAAAAUCUGAAUUGAUCAAUAAUACAAUUUAAGCAUUUAAUGUUUGUUUUUUUAAAAAUUGCAUUGAGAUACGUUUUUCUGUAAACUGCCGCAAAAAAUCACUAUAUUCCAACCUUUUUAAAACAUUUUAAUGAAAGAAAAAUGGUGAAAACCAAAAACAAUAAGCUUUACAGAUGCAUAGGAGAAAGCAAUGAGUGAAAGUGGCUGGCAGAAGUUUUAGUUUUUACGUUUUCUGGUGUGUUGUGCCAUUACAGGUCAUAUUUGGUGCCACCGCGGAUAAAGUUUUGAAGGAAGGAAAACAACAUAAGCUAACUGUUGUUU